CUCAAGUCUCAGAAAAAGCCAGAAAAGUGCCUGAGAAGGACGACUGCUCCAACACCUGAAUCUGUCUCUCUGCUCAUGAUUGGCCGUGUUUUAAGCCAUGCCAAACCCAUAGCACGACGCACGAGCCAAAUGAGAACAGUUCGCGUCGAGUCACACCCAAAAUCGAUCCUGAUAUUUAGAUCCAAAUCUAGCCUAUCUCACUCCCCAUCUUCUUUCACGAUGGAUUCGGUCCUUCAUACAUUUUCUGCACUCUCGAUCGCUCCUGUGGCACAGAUCGCGCACGCCGAGACGUCAUCUCCGGCGACGUGGCGACAGGCUCUCGAUGAAAAUGCCUCCGUGUCCACGAAAUCGUUCGAACUCGUCAAGACCUUGGUCUUCAAGCCAAAGACCGCGAAGACUGCGACUCCCGUACCCGUCGUGCUCAUCGCCCGCGAUGAAACGGACACAAAUGCCGGGACCCUGGGGAAACACCUCAAUCUGAAGGAGAUGCGACUGGCGUCCGAAGAUCUACUGACCGAAUUUUUUGCUCUUGAUAAAAAUUCGCUUUCUCCCUUCGCUCUCAACUCCACGACCUUUCCCAAGGUCGUGACUGUUGUGGAUUCGACUAUCGCAACCUCGACCUCGACCUUUGCAGUGCAUGCGUUAUCUUCGAGCUCGACUGUCUUUGUCUCCGGGAAGGACAUCGUUUCGUAUCUGAGGAGUCUUGAAACCGACGCGGCCAAGGUCAUCGAAGUCAAUUUUGCUGAUCUCAGCAGCGCUUCCACUGCUGGGGCAGCUCAGACCACUUCAGCCCCCAAGCCAGUGAAAGAUGAUGGAAAGAUCGAAGGAGCAGUCCAGAUUGCCAUCGGAGUCAAGAAGGAGGUUGACUUUGCUGGCUGGUACACGAACGUCCUCAUCAAAGCAGAUAUGCUGGACUAUUACAGCGUCAGUGGGUGCUAUAUCCUCAAACCCUGGUCGUACAGCAUUUGGGAGGAAAUCACACAGUGGUUCAAUACCGAAAUCAAGGAACUUGGCGUGCAAAACUCUUAUUUCCCAAUGUUUGUGUCCCAGAAAGUUCUUGAACGAGAGAAGGAUCAUAUCGAGGGCUUUUCUCCGGAGGUGGCCUGGGUUACUAGAGCUGGAAGCUCCGAUCUCGAGGAACCGAUUGCUAUUCGUCCCACGUCUGAGACGGCGAUGUAUCCGUACUAUGCUAAAUGGAUCAAGAGUCAUCGUGACCUGCCAUUGAAGCUCAACCAGUGGAACAGCGUCGUGCGAUGGGAGUUCAAGAACCCUCAGCCGUUUCUGCGGACCCGAGAAUUCCUGUGGCAGGAGGGACACACAGCCUUCUUGACUAAACCUGAAGCUGAUACCGAGGUCCGACAAAUCUUGGACCUCUACCGACGCGUGUUUGAGGAUCUUCUUGCCGUUCCUGUCAUCCCGGGCGUCAAGUCUGAAAAGGAGAAGUUUGCUGGUGGCCUGUACACAACGACAGUUGAGGGCUUCAUCCCCACCUCAGGACGAGGAAUUCAGGGUGCCACGUCACAUUGUCUCGGACAGAACUUUUCUCGCCCGGAGAUGUUCAACAUCUUUGUCGAGGACCCGAACGACCCAACGGGACAGGGCAAAACUUAUGUUUGGCAAAACUCGUGGGGUCUUUCGACGCGAACGAUCGGAGUCAUGGUCAUGGUCCACGGUGACAAUCAGGGACUGGUUCUGCCCCCGCGAGUCGCAAGUGUUCAGGUUGUGAUUGUUCCCUGUGGAAUCACGGCAAAAAUUACUGACGAGGGUCGUGCUCAAAUUAACGAUGCAUGUGAUAAUCUCGCAAAGUCGCUCCGCAAAGCGGGUAUUCGCGCUAAAGCCGAUCUGCGUGACGGAUAUACCCCCGGAUACAAAUUUAAUGAUUGGGAACAGAAGGGUGUUCCCCUUCGCUUGGAGAUCGGGCCGAAUGACAUUGCAAAGAACCAGACGGUGACUGUCCGGAGAGAUAACGGUGCCAAAAACGCCAUCAGCCUGGACGGCAUCGCUGGAAGCAUCUCCUCACUUCUGCAGACAAUCCAGAGCGACAUGUUUGACAAAGCCAAGACAACUUACGACGCCAGUCUGAAGGAGAUAAGUCGUUGGGAGGAUGUUGUCCCGACCUUGGACAACAAGUGCGUUGUUGUUUUGCCUUGGUGUGAAGAAGAAGCCUGCGAAGAUGACAUCAAAGAGCGCAGCGGCAGAGCCUCGGAGCCUCAGGACGAGCGGGCUCCAUCAGCCGGGGCCAAGUCUCUCUGCAUUCCAUUCGAUCAAUCUCGCUGGACCCCCAUCGUCCCAGGCCAGACCAAGUGCCCAGCCUGUGGUAAAGAUGCCAAACGCUGGACCUUGUUUGGUCGUUCUUACUAGUUCUUUUCGUUCCAUAUCCCAGUACUAGUCUUGUAUUAAAUAAUCAUCAAAACCCCCGGCGUUUUCCGAUUUGCCUCUGAUUGGCCGAUCAAACCCGGGUUUGUGCCGUCACCGAGAGCUUCCUACAACCUCCGACUUUGCCAGUAUGUUACAGAGGAUAACGCAGCGGAAUGCUUCACGCUCUGUUUCGCGUUUGCGCUGGACGUCAUCAUCGCGAAAGUAUUCCACUCCCGCAGAACCAUAUGAAGUGGUCGUGAUUGGUGGUGGUCCUGGCGGCUAUGUUGCUGCUAUUAAAGCUGCUCAGCUCGGUCUAAAGGUAAUUAUCAAACGUUUUUCGUGCCUCUUUGUGCGCUCACUCGUUAUCGAGACCGCUUGCAUAGAGAAACGAGGAUCUCUCGGCGGGACCUGUCUGAACGUUGGAUGCAUCCCUUCUAAAGCCAUGCUCAACAACUCCCAUUUGUACCACACUGCCAAGCAUGACAUGAAGCGGCGAGGAAUCGACGUACAGGUAGUGAGCGAUGUGUCUCUCAAUCUCCCGGCGAUGCUUGCUGCCAAGGACGACGCUGUUACCGGACUCACCAAAGGAAUUGAGUACCUUUUCAAGCAGGCUGGCGUCGACUACAUCAAGGGCGCCGGAUCCUUCGUUUCUCCCACUAAGAUCUCAGUCGACUUGCUCGAUGGUGGCAAGACCGAAGUCGAAACGAAAAAUGUGAUCAUUGCUACCGGUUCCGAAGUCGCACCAUUUCCCGGCGGAGGGAUCCCUAUCGACGAGGAGCAGAUCGUGAGCUCAACCGGUGUCCUUUCGCUCCAGAAAGUUCCAGAGAAGCUGGUUGUCAUCGGUGGUGGUAUCAUCGGCCUUGAAAUGGGCAGUGUUUGGAGCAGGCUGGGUGCAGAGGUCACGGUGGUCGAGUUUCUGGGUGCGAUUGGUGGUGCCGGUAUUGACGGCGAAGUCGCCAAGCAGUUCCAGCGUUUCCUGGCGAAGCAGGGCCUGAAAUUCAAGCUCAACACGAAGGUGACUGCCGCCGAGAAGGUCGACGGCAAGGUUACCUUGAAGAUGGAGGCCGCUGCUGGUGGAAAAGAGGAGUCUCUCGAUGCAGACGUUGUGCUAGUCGCCGUUGGCCGACGACCCUAUGUGCAAGGCCUGAACAUCGAGGCUGCCGGUGUGGAGAUGGACAACCGAGGUCGGAUUGUGAUUGAUGACCAAUUCAACACUUCCGUUUCCAACAUCAAGUGCAUCGGGGACGUGACCUUCGGGCCCAUGCUGGCCCACAAGGCCGAAGAGGAAGGAAUUGCUGCCGUCGAAUAUAUCAAGUCUGGUCACGGUCACGUGAACUACAACGUGAUUCCUUCGGUGGUCUAUACGCACCCUGAAGUUGCAUGGGUUGGAAAGACGGAAGAAGACCUCAAGGGAGACAAGGUCCAGUACACCAUUGGUAAAUUCCCAUUUGCGGCCAACUCGCGGGCGAAAACCAACCUGGACACCGACGGCUUCGUCAAAAUUCUUGCUGAAAAGGAAACUGACCGAAUCCUCGGUGUGCAUAUCAUCGGUCCGAAUGCUGGAGAGAUGAUCUCCGAGGGCGUUCUUGCUAUGGAGUACGGUGCCAGUGCGGAGGAUGUUGCUCGAACUUGCCAUGCACACCCCACUCUGAGCGAGGCCUUCAAGGAGGCUUGCAUGGCCGCUUAUUCCAAGGCUAUACACGCUUAAUUACUCUGGAUACUCAAUAA
Molecule: messenger RNA, 4086 nt
Organism: Mycena citricolor
Lineage: Eukaryota; Fungi; Basidiomycota; Agaricomycetes; Agaricales; Mycenaceae
Source: the annotation of a GenBank genome assembly